Closterium sp. Naga37s-1 is the source of this 6666-nucleotide messenger RNA. The record is from the annotation of a GenBank genome assembly. Lineage: Eukaryota; Viridiplantae; Streptophyta; Zygnematophyceae; Desmidiales; Closteriaceae.
AUGACUGGAGAACUGGCUUGCAUGAUUCCUCAGAGCGGAGGACACAUUUUAUGGGUGUAUCAUGCGUUUGGACCAUUCUGGUCUUUAUUCAACAGUGUAUUGACGUUUGGAUGCGGGGUGUUUGACAACGCGCUCUUUCCAACACCCAAGCCUUUGAAUUGGCCGAAGCUACUCUCUGUGCUUCUUUGGAACACUUCAGGGUUUGAUUCCGCUGGAGCUUGUGCUGGUGAAGUGAAAGAUCCAGGAAGGUCGUAUCCUCUGGCGUUGCUGGUUUCUGUGGGACUGAUGCUUGUUACCUACAUAGUUCCAGCCUUAGUUGGCUUGAGUGUGGCGCCAUACUUCGAGCUGUGGAAAGGCGGCACUUUUACGGACAUAGCUGCACGUGUUGGAGGCCGUCCGUUAGAGAUUUGGCUGGGACUUGGAGGAGUUGCCAGCGCCUUUGGUCUUCUCUUAACUCGUCUAUGUAUGAGCUCGAGGCUUGUCUAUGGAAUGGCGGUGGCACAUAAGGCACCCCAGUUCUUUCAAUCUGUUGAAGGGAAACAUGGAACUCCUUGGGUAGCCCUUGUUAUCACUGCUUUCUGCACUCUUCUGCUGUCCGGGUCCAAGUUUACACUUCUUGCUGAGGCGGAUAUGGUGUUGUACUGCAUCUCCUCAGCAUUGAAGUUUUCAGCUCUUAUUUACCUGAGAUUCACAGAGCCAGAUGCCUACAGGCCUUUCCGCAUUCCUGUGGGUAAUCUAGUGCUUGUCGGGCCUACGGCUAUUCCACUACUAGUGUGCUUUGCAAUGGUAGUCCUGGGUUCACCGUUCUCACAUCUCGUGGCUCUUUCAUGCCUUAUGAUUGCUAUCAUAACCCACGUUUGGCUUGAGGCCAUAGUCCCUUUUCUCAAAAGGGCAGUAUCUGCCGCUGCUGUAGUUUAUUAUGGGACGAAAGAGCACCUCACAAGAAUCAGACAGCAAUGGAUGCGCUGCGUGCGGAGUCUGGGAGUCGUUAUUAGCAACACCGGCUCACGGCCAGUCGUGAACCACUCCCGGCCUCUCACCUCCCUCGCCGACGCUCCCGCUCGCCAUGGCCAUCCCAGCAUGCUGGGAGCUUUCUCCGCUCGCUCCACCGGCAUGGCGGCCGAGAUUCGUGCCAGGAAUGCCGCUCAAGGGUUCCGUUCCAUCUCCGUCGACGCAUUGAAGCCUAGCGACACUUUCCCCCGCCGUCACAACAGCAUCACCCCUCCAGAGGCCCAAGCCAUGGCCGAGUUCUGCGGCUUCGAAUCCGUCGAUGCUCUCGUCACUGCGACCGUUCCGAAGGACAUCAGACGCCAGCCGAUGCAGCUGGGGAAGUACACGGAGGGAUUCCCCGAGAACGAGAUGCUCGAGCGCUUUAAAGACAUGGCUUCUAAGAACAAGGUCCUCAAGUCAUUCAUCGGCAUGGGUUACCACGGAACCAUUGUCCCGCCGGUCAUUCUCCGUAACCUGCUCGAGAACCCCGGCUGGUACACCCAGUACACUCCGUACCAGGCGGAAAUCGCCCAGGGACGCCUGGAAUCUCUCCUGAACUUCCAGACCUUAAUUACCGACCUCACGGCAAUGCCGAUGUCCAACGCGUCGCUUCUCGACGAGGGAACCGCAGCGGCCGAAGCCAUGGCCAUGUGUCUCAACAUCAGCCGAGGGAAGAAGACCAAAUUUUACAUUUCCAACCUGUGCCACCCGCAGACCAUCGACGUGUGUCUGACACGCGCUGAUGGGCUUGGGAUUGAAGCCGUCGUCGGCGACCACACUAAGUUUGAUUACUCCAAGAAGGACGUCUGCGGUGUGCUCGUGCAGUACCCUGCGACAGACGGCACCCUCAUCGACUAUUCCGAUUUCGUCGUCAAGGCUCACGAGAACGGCGCGAAGGUCGUCAUGGCGACGGAUCUCCUCGCGUUGACCGUCGUCCGGCCGCCCGGCGAGCUUGGCGCGGACAUGGUUGUUGGUUCGGCGCAGAGGUUCGGCGUGCCGAUGGGGUAUGGUGGUCCCCACGCGGCGUUCCUUGCCACGUCAGCGGAGUAUAAGCGGCUGAUGCCCGGGAGGAUUAUCGGAGUGAGCAUUGACGCGCAGGGGAAUCCAGCUCUGCGUAUGGCAAUGCAGACGAGGGAGCAGCACAUCAGGCGAGACAAGGCCACCAGCAACAUCUGCACGGCGCAGGCUCUCCUCGCCAACAUGGCCGCGAUGUACGCCGUGUAUCACGGCCCCGCAGGCCUCAAGGACAUCGCGAACCGCGUGCACGGGCUCGCGGCGGUCUUCGCCAAGGGCGUGGAGAAGGCGGGCGCCGGCACCGUCGCCAAGGAGCCGUUCUUCGACACCGUGAAGGUGACCGUUGGCGGCGGCAAGGCUGCUGACGUGGCGGCUGCUGCGGUGAAGGAGGGGAUGAACCUGCGCGUGCUGGACGCUGGCACGAUCACUGUUGCGUUCGAUGAGACCAGCACCAUUGCUGACGUGGACGCGCUCUUGAAGGCCGUGGCUGGCAAGCAGCCUGCCUUCACAGCGGAGUCCAUUGCACCACAGGUGGACGCAGCUCUGCCCAAGUCGAUGGAGAGAGAGAGCGCCUUCCUCACUCACCCCAUCUUCAACGCCUACCAUUCAGAGCACGAGCUGCUGCGCUACCUGCACCGCCUGCAGGCCAAGGACCUGUCGCUCGUGCACUCCAUGAUCGCCCUGGGCUCCUGCACCAUGAAGCUCAACGCCACGGCCGAGAUGAUCCCCAUCACAUGGCCCGAGCUCGCCAACAUUCACCCCUUCGCACCCCUCGACCAGACCAACGGCUACCAGGAGAUGUUCAACGACCUGGGAGCCAUGCUGGCAGAGAUCACAGGCUUCGACUCCGUCUCCCUGCAGCCCAACGCGGGUGCUGCUGGCGAGUACGCGGGUCUCAUGGCCAUCCGCGCAUACCACCAGUCCCGUGGCGACCACCAUCGCAAUGUGUGCAUCAUCCCCGUGUCGGCUCACGGCACCAACCCGGCGAGUGCCGCCAUGUGUGGCAUGAAGAUCGUGGCCGUGGGCACUGACGACAAGGGCAACGUCAACAUCGCUGAGCUCAAGGCCGCUGCUGAGAAGCACAAGGACGACCUCGCUGCCCUCAUGAUCACGUACCCAUCGACCCACGGAGUGUACGAGGAGGGUGUUGACGAGAUUUGCCGCAUCAUCCACGCCAACGGUGGCCAAGUGUACAUGGAUGGCGCCAACAUGAACGCACAGGUCGGUCUCACCAGCCCGGGCCACAUAGGAGCGGACGUGUGCCAUCUCAAUCUGCACAAGACCUUCUGCAUUCCCCACGGAGGCGGUGGUCCCGGCAUGGGCCCCAUUGGCGUCAAGGCACACCUCGCCCCCUUCCUGCCCUCCCACCCUGUGGUCCCAACUGGCGGCAUCCCCCCUCCCCCUCCCGGCUCAGUCGGCAAGCAGAUGGGCGCCAUUGCUGCUGCCCCCUGGGGCUCCGCGCUCAUCCUGCCCAUCUCCUUCAUGUACAUCGCCAUGAUGGGCGCCCAAGGACUCACUGACGCUUCAAGACUCGCCAUCUUGAACGCCAACUACAUGGCCAAGAGGCUCGAGAACCACUACCCAGUGCUGUUCAGGGGAGCUAAUGGCACCUGCGCUCACGAGUUCAUUAUCGACCUCAGGGGAUUCAAGGGCACGGCGCACAUCGAGCCAGAGGAUGUGGCCAAGAGGCUGAUGGACUAUGGCUUCCAUGCUCCCACCAUGUCAUGGCCCGUGCCCGGCACCCUUAUGAUUGAACCCACCGAGUCCGAGAGCAAGGCCGAGCUGGACCGUUUCUGCGAUGCAAUGAUUGCAAUCCGGGAGGAGAUCCGAGCCAUUGAGGAUGGGAAGGCAGACAAGGCCAACAACACGCUCAAGAACGCCCCCCACCCCGCCUCUGUGGUGAUUGCUGACGAGUGGACCAAGCCCUACCCACGCGAGCAAGCAGCCUUCCCUGCUCCCUGGGUGCGAGCUGCCAAGUUCUGGCCCACUACAGGUCGCAUCGAUAAUGUCCUCAAAGGGAAGCCGCAAGUCGAGAAGAUGAUCCGAUAUGUGGUGGAGGCACCUCCCGACGAUGGAGAUGCUAAGCGGACAUUCAAAUUCCCGUUUAUCUCGUGCGAAGUCUUUACAUGCGACAUUGAUCAGAUAUUAACGACCGUGGUCGAGGAAGAAGAGAUUAUGGAUCUGCUUUUCUCCUUCACAAAUCCAGAUCGUCCGCACUCGAACCUUCUUGCAGGGUACUUCAGCAAGGUGGCUGUUUCGCUCCUUAUCCGAAAAACUCCAGAAGUGAUGGCAUACCUUCAGAGGCACCCAGAGGUUCUGGAUAACCUGAUUCGACUGAUUGGGAUCACAUCCGUCAUGGAGGUCGUGAUGAAGCUUGUGGGAGCAGACGACCAGAUCAUGAUGUACCAUUCCGACAAGCUGGAAUGGCUCGCUGAGACGAGCCUACUGGAUACAUUGCUGUCGCAGCUUAGUGCUCAGAGCUCGUCAGAUGUUCAUGCGAACGCGGCCGAGUGUCUGUCAGCCAUCGCAAGAACAGCUCCAUCCGCAUUGGCCGCUCAGUUGUCAACACCCAAGUACAUUGGGAAGUUUUUCGAGCAUGUGCUGGAAGGCCCGAGAUCGAUGACAUCCGUCAUCAACUCCCUGUCCGUUUGCAUCACGUUACUCGACCCAAAGCGUGCACCGCCUCCCGGCGUCAUGCGCAACCAGCUACAAUAUCAGCUGCAGACCCAGCAGUACCAGCAGCAGCAGCAAGUGAUCUCUGUGGAGACCGUUGAAGGGAUGGUUCAGCGACUGGGCGAGUUGAUUGGCAUUCUAGACCUUUCAAACGACGACAAGGUCCUCCCAACAACCUAUGGAGAGCUACGGCCGCCGCUUGGCAUUCACCGUCUCAAGAUUGUGGAGUUCAUUGGAGUGCUUCUUGGCACCAACAGCGAGCUUGUGCGCCUGGAGCUUGUGAGGCUAGGCGGCGUGCGCACAUGUUUGGAUCUCUUUUUCAGAUUUCACUUCAACAACUUUCUGCACCACCACGUGGAGAGGAUGGUCAUGGCCAUUCUGGAGAGUGGAAGCUCGUUGCUGCUGGAUCACCUUUUCGUGGAGUGCGACAUGCUCAACCGAAUCAUGACCGCCUAUGACGACCCCCAUGCGCCAGAUUCACGCCCGGAGCCAAGAGCUGCGUCAGCGAGAGUGCCUGCUCGGAGCGGGUACAUGGGGCAUCUGACGAGAAUAGCCAACAGGAUCUGCCAGUUGGCAGCGUCAAACUCUCAGAUCGAGGCUCACGUUCAGGCGAAUCCACGAUGGGCGGAUUGGCAGAAGAACGUUCUCAGAAAACGCCUUUUGCUCGAGAAUGUCUACCAGUGGUCUUGCGGCCGGCCAGCUGCAUUGGACGACCGGCCAGGCGACAGUGAUGACGACGAGUUCAACAGCCGCGACCGGGACUUUGACAUUUCCACCAUCUCGCUCACAGGAGGCUCGAACGCCAACAGGAGCUAUGGGCAAUACGCAUACGGGCAGUCACUGCUUGACUCAGACGACGUGGAAGAGGGCCACGAGCUCAGGGAUCCCUAUGACGUGGACCUGGUGAAGGCGGAGCAAGAAAUCGAGACAUUGACCCUCACUGAGAAUGCUCCCACAAGUGGUGAGUCUGAGCUGCUGCCCACGCCUGCAGCAGAGGAGCCUGACAAGCCUUUGUCCAGCGACAAGCCUGAGGGUGAUGACGCUGCAGAUGACGAGGAGGAAGGCGCUGAGCAGACUGGCACUGAUGAAUCCGGUUUCAAGCCGUUGCUGCUGGACGGUCCCAGCAGCCUGUUCACAUCAUCAGAGGCAGCACAAACCGCAUGGGUGGCGUUCCAAGAGGAGCAGCAGCAGAUGGCAGCAGCGGGUGAUGGUGGAGAGGGUAGUGCAGUAAUAGCUGAAGAGGCAGCAGAAGGGUCGGCUGAAGGGGCAAUUGAAGGGGCAGCUGCAGGGGAAGCUGAAGUGGCUGUGGUAUCUGCCGCAGCUGAAGAAACAGCAUCUGAAGUUACAAGAAGCAGUGAAAGUUCUGGUGCUGUUACUGUCACUGAUAUGGAUGUAGCUGCAAUCAGCACUGACGAAUCAUCUGGGGUUGCAGCAGAAAGCAUUGAGGAGUCAGGCAGUGCUGGUGCUGAUGUCCCACCAGCAAUCACUCAAGAAUCGAGUGUAGAGUCAGGAAGCACCCAGCAGGCUGUGGACGUUUUUGAGAGUUCACCCUUUGUUGCAGCUUCCACGCCAGAGGCAACAACCGAAGAAACUGCUGCAGCGCAAUCUGACGAUGUCACAGCUGCUGCACUCACAGAGGCUUCAACAGCCACACUGACUGACCCUACUUUAGGUGAAAGCACAUCUGAAUCCCCGGAUGCCGACACAACAGCAACUGAAGUUCCCGUAGUAGCAGGUGCUGUAGCAGAGACAACAACUGGCGAGGUAAUCUCAGGUGCAGAAGGAGAAAUCAGGGGUGCUGGGGAGACGGGUGGAGCAGGAGGGCAGCAAGUCACCCGGGGAGGUAAUAGUGAAGGGCAGGCAGGAACAGAAGCUGAUACUAGCUGUGGAUCUGCUGCUGCAGCUGUAGUGUCGACAUCAGCUGUAGAGGUCCAACCAGAAUCAGCAGAUAGCAAGGCGCCUGCUGCUGAUAGUGAAUCGGCACAAUGA